This is a messenger RNA of Adineta ricciae, 1497 nucleotides long. NCBI's taxonomy places the organism in Eukaryota, Metazoa, Rotifera, Eurotatoria, Adinetida, Adinetidae. The record is from the annotation of a GenBank genome assembly.
AUGCAUUCUCAACAGUCCAAUACUCAGGUGGCAUGUAGUCAACCUAUUGCUAGUACUAUACGAAUAUCAACACCACCAAUAACUACUACACAGCAGCAGCAUACUAUUCAAAGCAAUAAUUAUAACAACAGCAGCAACAAGAGACGAAAAAAACGAUGUUCAGCGAAGCGAAGAUUACGACGAUUUAACAAGAAGUGUAUUAAACAAGGAUUAACCGAAGAACAAAAACAAAAAUUAAUGGAUGAAUAUAAUCGUACAAAUAAUAUCACUUUAACAAAUUCUUCAAUAUUAAAUAUAAAUAAUAAUAUUGAGGAAGAACCAAUGGAUGUUACAACAGUAAAUGAAAAUCAGAUAAUUAAAAGAAAAUCGAAUAAACGUAAACGAUUAUCGACUUCUGUAAGUCACCAAUCUAUUUCUCGACGAUUAUCAAAGAAAAUCAAAAGUACAGCUGCAUCAACAGAUGUUAUUCCAACAGAAACAUAUAGUAAAUUACCAAAAUAUUUAAGGAAAGCGCCAAAUCUAUUAUUUCAAAACUUACGUUUACACUUGAAGAAAAAAAUCAAUAAAUUAACUCAAAAGCGAUUCAUUUACCGACAUCUUCAAUUACUUGAUCAACAAUAUCGUCUUAGUUUACAUCAAAAUCUCUGGCAAUCUUAUUUAAAUCUAGGAUCAGAACAUCAACUAUGGGCAAACCAAGUAUAUAAACUAACUAAAUCGAAAGAUCAUCAACAAUGUCAACAGUUUGUUAUUAAACGUCUGGCUGAUCUCAAUCGACAACAUGAUCAAUGUACAAUUGAAUUAAGAAUACAAUCUUCAUCAUGUCCAUCAAAACUCUUCCCAUUAGAUAAACUUGAUCAUGAUUUACAAGAAUUUGCACAUCUACAACAAGUUUAUUUAUCGAAGAAAAUGAACUGUCAAUUAAUGAGAUACAACGAUAUAAUUGAAGAAAACAAAUUGUUCAAUACUUUAUCGAAAUUUAAUCUUACUAAUAUUCAAAAGGAAGUAAUUGAACGACUUGAAAACAUACGACAAGUACAAAUGAAUGUUGUCGAAGAUUUAUUAAAAUUAGAAACACAAGUUUCCAUGGAAUAUUUACCAAAAAUUUAUAAUGAUUUAGAGCAUUAUAUUCGAUCUGAUUUUUAUUCACCUAUUGUUAAAAAUCAACUAGCAAUGGAGUUGAAACAAAAACAAUAUAAAACUAUACAAGAAGCUAAACGUCUUUGGUUAAAUAUCUAUAUAGAUAUGUAUGAAAUUCAAUAUCAAAAUUAUGAACAACAAUAUCAACAAGAAUUAAAACAGUUUCAAUCUAUUAAUCUGAAUGCUAGUCAGAUAAAUGAAAUAACUCUUUUUGAUUCUUUUAUAACAAGUAACGUUCGCCGUGCCGACUCACUUCACCCUCGACUGUGGAACACAGAUACUUUCUGCGUGUGCUAUUAGUGGGACAAAUCGAUCUAGCAACUUGAUAUACGAUGAAAUGAGUAAAAUAUUUGUGUGUCA